This is a messenger RNA of Penaeus monodon (black tiger shrimp), 928 nucleotides long. RefSeq names its product transmembrane protein 272-like. Lineage: Eukaryota; Metazoa; Arthropoda; Malacostraca; Decapoda; Penaeidae. The record is from RefSeq and is a predicted model, not a curated record. The coding region runs from base 287 to 928 and encodes 213 amino acids. The transcript has 6 exons.
UCGCUCCGGCUGAUCGCAGACCACGAAGCCUCCUCGCCGUUUCCCAGAGCAAAGCCGAGUCGCGAACCGGCGCUCGAAGUCGCGUAGAGACGCUCGCCGUAGGAUCUAUUUUUAAUCUCGCUCUCCUUUCGUAUGACUUGUGCUAGAACCUUGAUCUUGUGACGUCAGAGGUUCGACGGAGGACGCCUCGGGACUCUAACGAACCCGAUGUUCGCCGGCAUACGAGGAGUCAUUGGACGACCGCAGGCAGCUGUUCUCGGCGGGGAAGCUCAACAUCGAGUCCGGGAUGUCGACGUACGGGUCCAUCGCCUACCAGAUGCGGGACGCCAACAUGGACUCCAACAACACGUGCGAGUUCGUGUACAAGGCUCUCAAGAUUAUAUGCAAGACAGUGCUGAUGACAGUGUUGCUGACACUGGCAAUGACAGUCCCUGUGCUCAUGGUUAUCAUGGGUGUGCAGUACAUCCGCGAGUGCCCUUUGGAGCCGCACAUCCCGAUAUACCUGCUGGUGGGAGGCUGCUUCGGUACCCUCAAGAUCCUGUGGCUCCUGUGCCAGCAGGUGCGAUCCCGUCGCUAUGAGCGUAUCGACGACGCCUUCGCCGAGGACGGUCUGGAGGAGAUCUUCACGUCGACGAGCUACAGGGCGACGGACGUGGCCCUCACGAUCUUCCUGCUCAUCUGGUUCGGAAUGGGCAACUACUGGGUCUACAGGAUCUACCUUCCCAAUUUCCAAAACCAUCUCUAUGAACCUAAUAAUUGGUGCGUCGCCUCGGGUUUUGUAUUUGAGGUUUACAGUUGCAGUUGCUUUUAUUAUCUCCUAGUCCUCAGAGAGACGGCUGACAGCGAGUUGUGUGAAGUCGACGAUUACCUGUCCGCUGUGCCACCAGGCUGUUCGGACGCCGUCACUUCGCUUCACAGUCUGCUGUAG